Messenger RNA from Siniperca chuatsi (mandarin fish), 4462 nucleotides. It is a transcript of the gene fem1c, whose product is annotated as fem-1 homolog c. Lineage: Eukaryota; Metazoa; Chordata; Actinopteri; Centrarchiformes; Sinipercidae. The record is from RefSeq and is a predicted model, not a curated record. The transcript has 6 exons. Gene Ontology annotation, molecular function: protein binding. The coding region runs from base 877 to 2730 and encodes 617 amino acids.
GCAAAUUGAGAAAAAAAGACUGCGUUGGGGUUGCGAUUUGACAGAAACUGAGUCGUGAUCAUCCGGGCGAGCCGUGGGUGGAUAGCCUCCCCUAUUUACCUUCCCCUUCUUUGAGAUUAUUGUCGUGCCAGCUUGCUGAGUGGCUACAUGGACGAGUGUUUUUCGCUGUAUUAGGGGUAACGUCUGUCGUUUGUUUCUCGACGUGUGCGCGUGUGUGUGAGAGAAAGAAAAAAGACUCGGAUACUGGGGACAUCCCCUGCUUGUUUGGGGACUGUCGUUUUCCCAGGCUAAGCUAGCAGCAGCACGGCAUAAAGGGUGGGGGUGGAUUUUUAUAUUUCGGCCCUCGGAAAGCGAAUAUAAAUAAUGUCUCAGGAGUAUGUUGUGGAACAAUGACAAGCGCAGGAAGCAGAUGUAAUGGAGGAGAGCUUCUUGGAGGUGAAGACAUGUCAGUGGAUGAGUAUCGGUUGAACGGUCAAUAAAGAGGUGUAGCGUUUCAGCUAAGCGAAGCUAAUCGUUAGCUAAGUUGAUCAAGGAAGUUGACUAGCCACCUUGCUAACCAGGCGACAAAUGUAUUACUGGACCAAGGGUCGUCUCAAACGUCUGAGUUACUAAUAGAGCCAACGUUACAGAUAUACGUAACAGGCUGGUGAUGCCAAUUUUUGAAAGCUGCAGUUUAGAAAGUCACGAAUUAUCGUAGGUUUUUAACCAAAACGCUAGCUAGUUAGUUUACCGUUAGCCAGUAAGUCUGAGAUUGUUGUAAACAAAGGGUCCCGAGCUCCAGCAGUCCACAGCAACGGUACACUUCGAGUUAUCGUUGACCGAUUGUUUCACGGACAUCGUCGCCUUGUUAGUUAACAGUGAAACUAACUCUCAGAAAUGGAUUUAAAGACAGCAGUUUUUAACGCAGCCAGGGACGGCAAGCUCCGGCUGCUUCAGAAACUGUUGGAGAACAAAGAUGGGCACGAGGUGACCAAGUUGAUGGGCGAGAAGACAAACGGGGCCACCCCUCUCCUGAUGGCCUCCCGGUACGGCCACCUGGACCUGGUAGAGUAUCUGCUGGAGUGCUGCAGUGCUCCUGUUGAGGUCGGUGGGUCGGUGAACUUUGACGGGGAGACCAUUGAGGGAGCGCCGCCACUCUGGGCCGCCUCGGCGGCAGGUCACCUGAAGGUGGUCCAGUCCCUGCUGGGCCACGGAGCUUCUGUCAACAGCACGACCCUGACCAACUCAACACCUCUGAGGGCAGCCUGCUUUGACGGUCACCUGGACAUUGUGAGAUACCUGGUGGAGCACAAAGCUGACCUGGAGGUGGCCAACAGACACGGCCACACAUGUCUCAUGAUUUCCUGCUACAAGGGACACAAGGAUAUAGCGCAAUACCUGUUGGAGAAAGGUGCAGAUGUCAACAGAAAAAGUGUAAAGGGCAACACAGCGCUUCAUGAUUGUGCGGAGUCGGGCAGUCUGGAGAUCAUGCGGAUGUUAUUGCAGUAUGGAGCGUCCAUGGAGCAGGACGGCUACGGCAUGACACCCCUGCUGUCUGCCAGCGUCACGGGCCACACUAACAUCGUAGACGACCUGACAACACACCAGCAGACGAGCCACAUGGAACGCAUUGAUGCCCUGGAGCUCUUGGGAGCCACGUUUGUUGACAAGAAGAGAGAUCUGCUUGGAGCGUUAAAAUACUGGAAGAGAGCCAUGGAUCUCAGGUACAUGGACAGUAACAUUGUCCAUAAACCAGAACCCAAGCAGCUGAUCAUGGCAUACGACUAUGCCAGGGAGGUAACAAACGGAGAAGAGCUGGACGGGCUGAUAUCUGACCCAGACGAGAUGCGCAUGCAGGCACUGCUCAUCCGUGAGAGAAUCCUCGGCCCGCAACAUCCAGACACGUCUUACUACAUCCGUUACCGAGGGGCUGUCUACGCUGACUCUGGGAACUUUGAGCGCUGUAUCAAUCUGUGGAAGUAUGCAUUGGACAUGCAGCAGAGCAACCUGGACCCCCUCAGCCCCAUGACCGCCUCCAGCCUGCUGUCGUUCGCUGAGCUCUUCUCCUUCAUGCUGCAGGACAGGGCCAAGGGGCUCCUGGGGACAUCGGUGUCAUUUGAGGACUUGAUGGGGAUCCUUUCCAAGAGUGUGUUGGAGAUUGAUCGGGCAGUUAAACAAAAUGGACCGAUGCCUCCUGACCCUGCCCAGCUCAGCAAGGCCCUGUCAAUCAUCCUGCACCUCAUUUGUCUUUUAGAGAAGGUGCCGUGUACUACAGAGCAGGACCACUUCAAGAAGGAAACCAUCUAUAGAUUCCUCAAGCUCCAGCCGUGUGGUAAAAACGGCUACAGUCCACUACACCUGGCAGUCGACCGCAACACCACCUGCGUGGGCCGCUAUCCCGUCUGCAAGUUCCCCUCCCUCACAGUCGCCUCCAUCCUUCUAGAGUGUGGGGCUGAUGUGAACUGCCGCGAUGAAGAUGACAACAGCCCCCUUCACAUAGCUGCAUCCAAUGGUCACCCCGACAUCAUGAACCUGCUGAUUUCAUGCGGGACUCACUUUGACAGCACCAAUGCCUUCCAACAAACAGCCUGCGACCUCCUGGACGAGAAGGAGCUGUCCAGGAAUGUCAUCCAGCCCAUAAACCACACCACGCUGCAGUGCCUGGCCGCCAGGGCUAUCAUCAAGCACAGCCUCGACUACCGGGGAAAUAUCCCCGAAAAACUAGAGGCCUUCGUCUUGCUCCACAGAUAAUGAUCGUGAAGGAUGGAUGAAAAGAGGAGGUUGUGCGAUUACAUCAAGUGGACUGGACAGACUGAGGAGCAUUAUAGUUCAAAGCCUGACCCACAAGGUGUUUGAAGAGCUGAAAGACACUAUUUUGUGAGUUAGGUUUGCCACUUCAAAUUAUUUGGACAGUAUGAACAUCUGUGUGAACAAAAAUGUCCUCAUUGAACCAGGAUAAACUGAAAAAGAUUAGAGUAAAUGGAGGAAUGAGUUAUCAUUUUCUUCUUUCAUGGAGCCACAGCUCUGACCGGUCACAGCGCGAUCUGUGGGGAUGUGUUAGGAGUGGAUUGCAACAUGGACAAACACAGUUGUAUCUCUGGAUGAACUGAGCAAAGGGUUUACGUAUUUUUGCUUUAGGAAAAAAAUUGUUUUUUUUUUUCUUUUUUGCAUAUUCCACUAUGCUAUUUAUUAAAUGAAACUUGAGAGAUUUUUCUCCAUGCUGGCUCCAACCCAGCCUCAACUUUGCCUGCUUCUCUCAAAGCAAGGACUGAGGCAUUUCUACAUAUGCUGGGACUUCAGGUCAUUUUUUUUGUUUGUCCCAUCACUGUUGCCAACAGUCAUGGACCCUUCCUCAGUCAUCAUUAGGUUACACCUUAUUUUUCUUUUUUUUCCUUUUUUUCUUUUUUACUUUUACAAUACAUUUAGUUAAUGUCAUGCAAAUCUGGAUGCUAGCCAAGUGGGGGGCAUUCUAGACUCAUUUGUCGUUCCCACUUUAGUGUAUAACAAAGCUUUACGAGAAGGGUUUAAUGUCUGCGAACACCAUAAGUGCUUUAUUCUUCCUAUGCACAGGCUAGGCUGUUGGAAAGAGAGACUGUUGUAUUCUGUGCCGGCACUUGUCUGUGCAAUAUCUCAUGAGUUUUUGUGUUUACCUCAUUGCUGCCGUUUCCUUCAGUAUCCCCUUUCUUCACUCAGAGAAGGGGGGGAGGGGGGUGUAAAACCAUUGUAAUGAUUGUUGUAAGAAGAGUGAAUGAAUUUGAGUGAUUGUGUAUGUUUGAAAGAGUGUGAGUGCCACACAGUGUGUUUCUUUUUGAGCUUACAAAAUUAUUGAGGACAAGAGUGGCACUCAUGAUGCAAAAUGCACAUGACUGCCACUAGAAACCACAGCGGCCAAACUAACUGUCAACAACCGCUGGAGUGUGCAGGCUUGUACACAGAAGUGACCUCUUAACGUUCAUACUUUGCUGACCUUUUAAAUGCAGUCGUUCUUGAAUAAUCAUGAUCAAAAAGUGAAAUCUGAGUAGGUUACCAACAUUGUCCCACUGUGCAUGUGCAGCAGCAGCAUAUCAAUCAACCAAUCACUGCAGAAAACCUUUCAUGAGAACUCCUCGACUCCAAACUAGACUACAGCUAGGGUAGUUCUGCUCAUUUUGUACAACUGUCGUCCAAUUGUAUGAGAACUGAAGACACAAAUGAGUGGGAGGACGCCUUGACGUACACAAUAGUACAGCUUUGUGAAUUAUCUUGUUUGCACAUUAGCUUUAGAUGUGUGGGUUGAAAAAAGGGCUUUUCAUAAUUCGUAGGAUUUCAUAUUGCAGUCUAUUAAACCUGACAGUUCAAAACCAGACAUAAAAUGUAUGAGGACUCCCAGGGCAACUUCAUUUGAAUCUGCACUUUACUACAACGGAGUUUAAGAUUUGAAAAUGGCAUUAAUCAAGUUCAUGUCUUAAUAAGCAGUUUGACAAUAAACCCAUGUUGCACUUGU